Messenger RNA from Paralichthys olivaceus (Japanese flounder), 2972 nucleotides. It is a transcript of the gene oaz2a, whose product is annotated as ornithine decarboxylase antizyme 2a. NCBI's taxonomy places the organism in Eukaryota, Metazoa, Chordata, Actinopteri, Pleuronectiformes, Paralichthyidae. Gene Ontology annotation, biological process: positive regulation of protein catabolic process. The record is from RefSeq and is a predicted model, not a curated record. Gene Ontology annotation, cellular component: cytoplasm; nucleus. Gene Ontology annotation, molecular function: ornithine decarboxylase inhibitor activity.
GACUCUCUCGCUCUCCGUGUCGGUCUCAGGUCUCAGUGCUCGCUCCCCGCAGACCGCCUCUUCAGACUCUUUCACUGUGACGGGGCUGUUGUGAAGUGACGGAUGGUGAACUUACCCGUGGAGUCUUUGCUGAACUGUAGCUGCUGUGUUUAUCAGAAACGACAUAAAGAACCGAGUUUCCUCGAAGCUAUCAUGCUGAACACAGAGGAAAGUUCCUGGUUAGCGGGGUCUCGGUUGCCCAGCUCAAACCCUCAGGCUCCAGGGCCUCUGUGGUGCUCCGAUGCCCCUCACCCACAACUAAAGAUCCCGGGUGGGCGAGGGACUGUCAGGGAUCACUGUCUCGGCGUGCUACUACACAAGGAUGAGAAGUUGACAGUGACACAGGGCGCUACGGCGAGUGGGAACCCCUCUCUUCUCCACUUCCACUACCAGCUGAGUGAGCGCCACUCGGCCUCCUGGGAUACAGCUCUAUCUGAGGACAGCCUUUUCCUGGAGAUUCCUGCUGGGCUGCUGGUCGAGGGCAGCAAGGAGGGGCUAACUGCUCUGCUCGAGUUUGCGGAAGAGAAGCUCAAAGUUAACUAUGUGUUCCUGUGGUUCCAUAAAAACCGAGAGGAUCGAUUGUCCAUCAUCAAGACCUUCCACUACAUGGGCUUCGAGAUGGUGAAGCCGGGCAACCCCAUGGUACCAGCCCGGCCCGAUCUGGCCUUCAUGGUUUACUCUCUGGACAACAGCAGCUCAGAUGAGGAGUGACCGCCGCAUUUUCUCCUGACACCUCCCUCACCCACCCGUCUCCCCCUCCACACCUCCCCCCAAAACAGAAACACGCCCCUCUACCCUUUGCUCGCUUGAACAAUCAACAAUCAACCACCUCAACUCUCUUGCUCUGGCACAAACCCCGGCCUCCACCUCAGAGAUCCUUCACCGCUCACUGGGAGGUUUCACCCUUUUCUUUUACAGACUUGUGGUUUAAGGGGAUGUUUAGGAGAAGUAUGAUUUCCAUGUGACGCACACGCCCUCGCCUCCACUUUGUCCCUUUCCCCGAGGAGAACUGCAGGAAUGGUGAAGGUUGAACUAGGUUGAACUAAGUUGUCACAUGCACUGUGGGAUUUGGGUUUUCUUCUUCUUGUGCUUGGUGGUUCCUUUGUUGGCCACAUUAUUUGUUUGUGCUGCCGCUGACAAGACAAAGAACUGUUAGACAUUUGGGAUGAGGUGGUGUUUUACAUUAAAAUUGAGCAUAUCUCUCGUCUGACAGCUUUCUACCUUUUAUAAGAAAAGACUUUGGUUUGUCUUUGCGUGCUGUAUAUCAUGCAAACUGUAUUAGUCGGGGUAAAGAGAGGGAAUUAAGGGUUUGAUAAUAAAAUGUUGUUUAGCAUUCUAGUAUAGAUGGGUGAACGCCUGAUCUGUUACAAUUAACAUUAAAGCACAUGUAAACUUUUCUUUACACUUUAAUAUGUCAAGAUGUCAUUCCAGCACCUGUCGCACACGUGGGUUUUUGUUGUUUUUUUUCAUCUGUCCAAAACCAUCUCGCCACAAAUGUGGAAAUUACGCUGCAAAUCUCUCCAGAUGUGUUGAAGCUAAGAUGCAGUGUGUGUGUGUGGGGGGCUGCUCUUCUACAAUAGUUCUUGUGUGAGUUGUUGAGACACAGGAGAGGAGAACAGCCUUGCUGUUGUUUCACUUUCACACAGAAACAAACGCUUCCAGGUUUCAUUUUUUCACACAUAUUAAGCUGAAUAAUUGUUGAUGGGAGACGUUCAAGCUCCACUUGCUGUUAUUUUUCAGUUUAAAUGUGCAAAACAUGUUAAAAUCUAGUGAAGCUGUAGCCCCGGGUUUGUCUUCUGUCUACAGUCGGGUCACAGAGCUGAAUUACCUUUUUCAAACAAUGAUUUUCCACAGAUCUUUACACCAAUGUUCUGAUAUUAAACAGAUUAAGACAGUAGUCUAAAUAGUAAACAGCACUUUCUGAUAUAAAUAAUCAAAACUACCACAUUAUUUAGACAUAUUUACUAUUUCAUUAUACUUCCAUUGCAAACAUGAUUGAAAUAAUUAUCUUAUUCUUCAUAAGCUCAUUGGUCAGAAUAUUGGUGUCUACGUAUUAACAAGAUGAUUCUGGAAAUCUGAAGAUCAGUUCUAUUGAUUGUGGUGAGUUUUCAUUAUGUUAAACAGAUUGUAUCUCUGUAACGCGACUGUACUGAAAACACGUGAGCCACGCACUGGUUGUUUCAGCUUCAUUCAUGCCUGAAGAGUGGCUCCGUAGUAACUAUCAGUGGAAAGCUUCAUUGGAAACUGGCUUUAUGUGCCUGAAAAAGAGGAGAGUGCAAUGUUAAAGUUUUUUACUCCUGAGUCUUAUUGAGGAAUGUGUUUAUUACCUUUUUUUUUUUGAGCAGGUUCACAUCCAGGCUGUGAGAGGAAAGAAGCUCAUCGUAGAUCCCAACCAGAGCACCUCAGGUGAUUGAACGUAUAUGCAAUUAGAGUUAAAACACAAGGUUUAUUAUUUUUUAGCUUUGUGGCUUUUAUUAGACUGAACAAAAUGCCAAAGACUCCAUUCUGUGUGCUGUCUGUUUUAAAUCCUCUUGCUUUUAAAUUGAUUUGAAACCUAGUGUGUUUUGUAAAGCAAUAUUGACCUACAUUCCCCAUGCCAGCCAUACUUCACACAUCAGAGAUACAUGAUGGAUGUGUGUUCAUGUUGGAGUGAGGGCCUCACUUUACUUAACUUCUUCUGCAUGUGUUCACUUCAUACCAGUCUUCAUUGCUACUGAUCGAGCCCUGACUAUAAGCUGUUAGGAAAUGUCAAUAUUUGAAUUUUCUCAGAGGUCUAUUUUUCUGUAUGUAUAUUUCCCAAAUGUUUAUUGUGAUAGUUAGGGGUUUAUUUUUGUUUUCAGUGAUUAGUUAGCAGCCGCUCAAUGACAAUCCACUCUUGUAUACUCUGGAAAUUUUUGUCUUGGGGGGGAGAAAACAAUAAAAGUUGAUAUGUA